CAAUCCCCCUUUCCCCCCGGGCAGCGGCCGGCGCCCUUCCAGCAGCCUGGCUGGGGCGAGGCGGGCACAGCAACUCCAGGCCAAGUCGUCCGGCUCCAUAGCCAUGGACCUACUCGCUACCACUGCCCUGGUGCUGCCGGGUCUUGCUCGCCCUGCCUGGGUCAGGCUCCCAACAGCCGGGGGGUAGACAUGAGGUCAUGCCCAUCAGAGGUCAUCUCCCUGCGGGUUUCUGGAAGAGAAGUCACUCAAAUUUGUGAACUGCCUGAGAAUUCUGAUCAAUCGAGUUCAGAGAGUGAUGCAGAGAAUGAACCAGAACGUGUCUCAGAGUAUCACAAGCUUCUGGCCUUGUUAAAAACUGUUCCGGGUGCUGAAGAGGAGGAGGAGGAGGAGGAUGAAGAUGAGUCUGAAGAAGGUGAUGAAAGUGAGGCAGAAACAAACAGUGAAGGGCCUCAAGAAGUUGGAGGUACAGAUGAAGAAGAUGAUGAGAGUGAUGUGCUGGGCCAGGAAGAAGUCACAGCUAAAGACGCAAUAAAGCAGGCAGUUGGCCAGGAGCAAGCUGAUGAAACGGAUAACUCUGGUGACCCAAAACAUGGAGCAAUUGAGGAGUUCACUGAUGUGAAACAUGAAUCUGAAUUUAGCCUGGAAACCAAUUUCAUGGAAGAAGAGAGUGGAGAUUACAGUGCAGCUGAAAGAGAGAGCAGCUCUUCUCGAGAGGUUUCUGAAGAUCCAUAUAGAGCACAUAUGAACAAAGAACUGGAAGAAAAAGAAAUAGAAAACAUUUCAGCAUGUUCUAAAACUACAAGUCAGUUGAAGUGGCCAACACUGGGCCAGUUGGUGUUUUCUUCUAUAACACAGAAGUUGAAAACUUUUAAGCCAGAUAAAGAACUGGAUUUGAAACAACUUCAUCUUCACAAGCCUUUGGAUUCCACAUGGCCAAAAGUGAAUUGCCAGCUCCUGUCCAUGCUAAAUAAGCCAAGCGAUUCCCUGUUCACACUGUUACAAAGGGAACUGUUUUGUAUUAUGAAUUUGUACAAGGACUUAUUUUACCCUGAAAGAACUGCGUUAGGGAAUGGGGAAGAGAUCCGUCAGACUUACUGCCUACAUGCACUGAAUCAUGUCCUGAAGGCUAAUGCCCAGGUUCUCAGCAGUAAUGCCAAACGAAGAGACCAAAAGCCAGGAGCUGACAGUGAUGAUUUCAGGGAUCAAGGGCUCACUAGACCAAAGGUACUGAUAGUGGUGCCCUUCCGCGAAUCAGCCUUACGGGUGGUGCAGAUUUUCAUCAGCCUUCUUGAAUCAGGGAACAAAAAACAAAUAGAUGUAAGUAACAAGAAGCGCUUCAAAGGAGAGUUUGGUUCUGAUCCAGAUGAGAAACCCCCCAACCUGAAAAGACCUGAGGAUUAUGAAGCUGUGUUUGCUGGCAACAUUGAUGACCAUUUCAGGAUAGGGGUUGCUGUUCUUCAGAAGAGUAUGCGAUUAUAUGCACCAUUUUACUCUUCUGAUAUCAUCAUUGCCUCUCCCCUUGGUCUGAGAACAGUUAUUGGAGCAGAGGGAGAGAAGAAGAGGGAUUUUGACUUUCUCUCAUCGAUAGAAAUUCUCAUAAUUGAUCAAGCAGAUAUUUACCUGAUGCAGAAUUGGGAGCACAUUCUGCACCUGAUGAACCAUCUUAACCUCCUGCCUCUGAAUUCCCAUGGUGUAGACUUCUCACGAGUGCGCAUGCUGAAUCUCAAUAACUGGUCCAAGUAUUAUCGUCAGACCUUACUGUUCAGUGCUCUUCAAGAUCCCCAGAUUAACUCUAUCUUUAAUAAACAUUGCUUCAAUUACCGAGGGCAGGUAGCUGUAAGGAAUGUACCCAUGACUGGCUCUAUUAACCAUGUUGUGGUACAGCUUCCUCAUGUUUUCCGGAGGCUGGAAUCUGAUAGCCUAAUUUCCAUAAUAGACGCAAGGUUCCAGUUCUUUAUUGACAAAGUGCUGCCUGAGUACCGUGACGCAGUCAUGUCCCAUACUCUUAUUUAUGUUCCAUCGUAUUUUGACUAUGUUCGUCUUCGCAACUACUUCAAGAAGGAAGAGCUGAAUUUUACGUACACCUGUGAAUACACCAAAAAAUCUAGCAUCUCCAGAGCAAGACAGUUCUUCCUCAAGGGAGAGAGGCAGUUCUUACUUUUUACUGAGCGCUUUCACUUUUACAAAAGAUAUACAAUACGAGGGAUUAGAAAUCUCAUUUUCUAUGAGCUACCAACAUACUCCCAUUUCUACAGUGAGAUCUGCAAUAUGAUGAAGGCCAACAAUGGAGAGGAAGCUACUUGGACAUGUACUGUUCUUUAUUCAAAGUACGAUGUGCAGAAACUGGCUGCUGUUGUGGGUAUAGAGCGUGCUGCUCAAAUGCUGCAGUCUGACAAAAGUGUGCACCUCUUUGUUACUGGAGAAAAUGAGUAAGCAAGCCUAUGAACCACGCUGUGUGUAUGGACUUGGGUCUUUUUUCCUAACACACUUUUUAAUGUUGUUUCUUAAUAUUAAGUGUUUAAUGAAUUUUCUCUACCUCCUUCUCCUCCUCAAGUAUUUUCCUGGAAUUAAUUUUAAAGAGUUAAUUUGUACAUUUAAAUAUUCUGAUUUAAAGCAGUGAUGGAAACAAAAUAAGUGUAUAAGAUUUUUUUCCUCCCCACCCCUUUGUUGAUGCUGGUGAUUCUCAAUCAGUGUGCUGAGGCACCCUGGGGUGCCACGAGAUCUUUUUGAAGGAAGCCAUGAGGUGUGAGGAACUGAGCAGGUGCAGGGAGGUAAGUGCAGACUCGCUGGCUCCUGUUCCACCCCUAUUGCCCAGUGUCUCUGAAGAGGUAAGCGCUGUAAUACAUUUAUUUUUUGGUGCUGCUCAUUUAACAAAGUCUUACGUGGGGGUAUCUUGCAUCAAAUAAGGUUGAGAGCCACUUGUUUAAGUGAACAAGGUAGAUUCCAGAUUUGAGUUUGAACUACUUUUCUCCUAUGUGUUCUGUCUGCAUAUUUACUAAAUGGUCCUGGUGUGAGAAGUACCUUCUGUCAGAUCACUUCACUCCACUCCAUUUUUCACAUACCCUGUCAGAGAAUCUCUACUUUCUUUCAGCGAAGGCAACUUCUAUUUGCUUGUUUUGCAGGAAGGUAAUGAGGGUGCAUCCAAAGAAGUUCUACCAUGCUUACACUCCAUGUUGCCGUCCGUGAAAGGGUGGUAUAGGUGAGCCUUUUUGACGAGGAACCACCUAUAGCCCAAGCAUAUUGCUGCAUCAGUAGCCUUGAAGAAUAGACUGGGUUCUGAGCCCAAGGGUCUGCCUUUUUACACUAAAUGGUCCCCACCUUACCCUACCGCAGUCAUUCUCAACUAGGGUGCCACAAAGUCCUUUUAAUGGUGCUGCACAAUUUUAACACAGUUAGUAUGCAAAUACCUACACAUAAUUGACAUGGUAAACCCAGAGACUGCAAGUAGGAAUCCAUAAUGUCCAAAACAUUCUGACCUGUUGAGAUCUUUGGAAAUGUCCUUGUUGAGUAGCCUUAUAGAAACAAAGUCCCUAGAGCUGUUUGCUUUCUUCUGGGACUAGACACUAACUGCUUCUGGCUUAUGGACCUCUUCUCUUUAGCCCAGGAGGUUGAAGUUCUCUCUUUCCUUUUCAAAAACUGACACAGCAAAUCUCUGUUCAGUGUCAUUUCUCCCUUCCCUCCUGUUUUCCAGACUUGACAUGGAUGAAUUCUUGUUGGGCGCAUGAGAGCAUCUGGGGUUAAGUAUUCUCUCCGCCAGCUAUAGCCAUCACUGGUGAAUAGUUGACCUCCAAGGAAGCUAAAGUGGGGGAUCUAUUUAGGAAGAGAAAAGGAUGUAAUAUUGCUGCUCUACUUGCUAUACUUUAAAGCAGCAGAAAGGUUAUUGGCCAGAAUCUUAACCUGAAGGGCUUUCUCCUGUUCCCAGUGACUAGGAUGAAAGUAGAAUCAAAUUGUGUGGGGUUUUUUUUGUUUGUCUGUUUGUUUUUGUUUUUAAUCAACUAUACAAAUAUCUUCCAUGUUAUUUCUCCCCUCCACCCUCCUUUUUUCCCUUUAUUGUAAGGAAAACCCUCUGAAGAAGUAAGUCCUCUUAGCCAAAUUGCAAAUGAAUGAGAGAAGCAUACGUGCAUGUGUGACACUUUUAGAGAUGAUUUGUUGAUGAUAAAUAUUAAUUAAUUGGUUGUUAAUGUAGUGAUACAUUCUGGAUCCUUGCAUUGCCAAAGUGAAACCCCUGAAUCCAUUACAAGCCUGAUAUACUGUCAGCUGUAAAAAGCACAUGAAGUGGGAUUUAUAGCACUCACUUGCUCCAGCUGAAGCUGAUGUUAGAAUUUUGGUGUACUUUGGUGGGAGAUAAAGUAGGUCAAUACAAAGUGCACUAGAAAAUACUACUCUUAAACUAGAUUUAACGCUGCAUGUGGCUCUUUAAAGCCUUGUGUCUGUUGGAGUAAGUGGCACCUUACCCAUUAAAAUCAGCAUUUCUGUGUUGCAGUGAGUGUCAGCCCGCAUAUACUUGAAGGGGAAGGGGCGUGUUCUGCUUUCAGCAGGUUUGAUGCAAACUUGCUGACUGUAAGCACUGCAUCAAUGACUUAUCUCUGUGAUUAUCAGUGAUUCCCCUCCCUGGCCCCUGAAACAUUUUUAGUUGCAUGGAGCUUUAAUAGGAGCACUAAGGAGACCAAGUUACCACUGUAUGAGUUUGGCCCUUCUUGUAUUAGGGAAGUUGCUCAGACUAUGACCAGUAAUUUAAAAGUCUUUGCUAGGAAGAGGUAACCUCUAAAAGCAGGUCAAUUCUUGAUCUCAGCCACCCUCGUGUAACUCUGCCAUGACUACGUUUAAAAUCUGGCUGCAUGUUGCAUCUGGUUUUCUGCAUGGUUUUUCUUUCUCGGCACUAGUUACUGAAGUUGAAAUGACCCUAAGGUACCUGACGUAUAAAUGGAAUCUAACCCCAUGAUAAUAACUGGCAUUUUAUUUUCAAAAUGGUUUAAAGACUUAAUUGCACAUUAUUGUGGCACAGAAGGACAUUCACCUAUCAAGCAGUUCAGUAAAUGCACAGCUGUUGUGUAACUUCUCAUCUUGAGCCAGAAACAAAUUGUGUCCAUUGGCUCCUGAGCUACCAUUUCAAGGCCCUGAUGCUGGCUUAAAAUAUUCUGUGUUUAUAAGUACCUUAGGACCUUCUCUGUACUGGGGAGAUGAAUUUGACAGUACUUGCAUUUAAAAAAAAAGACUUCUGACCUGAGAGAGUGAGCUGUCUUACCAGGCACUAAGAUUUCCUGACGCCAGCUGCCAGUGUAGUAGUGCUGAAGGUCUGCAUUAGUGGUUAGCCUGGGGAAUUCCAGUUAAAGGUUAAAAAUAAACACAGAUAAGGAGUUCUUCUUUGAGAUCUUUGUAGUGACUCUUCUAGCAUUUGAGAAGUCCAAAUAAUUGAUCACUGGUGGAAGUUAUAGUUGUGUGUGCAUGUGAACAUUGUUCCUUUCACUAAUGAGCUCUGUUGCAAUGUAUCUCGCAUCAUUAUAUAUAAAUAUAACUAAAACCAGGAUAAUAGGUUUGUCAAGCCUUGCUGCAGGAUGCGAGGCCAUACUUCAGGUGGCUAAGGAGCUGCCGGGGCCGUAGAGCUGGGGAAACUGAACUUGGAGCAGAAACGAUUAGGAUAUUGUAAUCCAUGUGAGAGAGAACUAUAGCAGCCUUGUUAACAAAAGUGGAAUCAACAAUUCUUUCAGAGUCAUGCAGACUGUAUUAGUUAUGCUGUCUUGGCUUUAAACUUAAAACCUCAUAGAAGUAAA
This is a messenger RNA of Alligator sinensis (Chinese alligator), 5771 nucleotides long. RefSeq names its product UTP25, small subunit processor component (gene UTP25). The coding region runs from base 190 to 2433 and encodes 747 amino acids. Gene Ontology annotation, biological process: maturation of SSU-rRNA from tricistronic rRNA transcript (SSU-rRNA, 5.8S rRNA, LSU-rRNA). NCBI's taxonomy places the organism in Eukaryota, Metazoa, Chordata, Crocodylia, Alligatoridae. Gene Ontology annotation, molecular function: rRNA binding; U3 snoRNA binding. The record is from RefSeq and is a predicted model, not a curated record. The transcript has 12 exons. Gene Ontology annotation, cellular component: small-subunit processome; nucleolus.